Messenger RNA from Gordionus sp. m RMFG-2023, 1356 nucleotides. RefSeq lists its product as uncharacterized. The transcript is spliced from 11 exons. The record is from RefSeq and is a predicted model, not a curated record. Lineage: Eukaryota; Metazoa; Nematomorpha; Gordioida; Chordodea; Parachordodidae. Bases 111 to 1181 code for a protein of 356 amino acids. Gene Ontology annotation, molecular function: adenosine kinase activity. Gene Ontology annotation, cellular component: nucleus; cytosol. Gene Ontology annotation, biological process: purine ribonucleoside salvage; purine nucleobase metabolic process.
UAUUUUCUAUAUAAUCGAUUCAGUUUUUUUUACAAACUUUAUUUUUUAUUUUAUAAAUUUUGAAUUUUUUUAAAAUAUGUAUCUAAUAAAUUAUAUAUUCUAAUAUUUUAAUGGUGCAUAAAGACAUUAAAACCUUGAAGGAAGGUAUUUUGUUUGGAAUGGGUAACCCAUUAUUGGAUAUUUUAUCCCAUGCUGAUCAAGAGUUUCUAGAUAAAUACAAACUAGAAAAAGAUAAUGCUAUUUUAGCAGAAGAAUUCCAUUUACCUUUGUAUGAUGAACUCUUUCAAAGAAGAGAUACUGAAUAUGCACCAGGUGGUUCUACACAAAAUUCAUUUAAAAUUACACAAUGGAUAUUAGAAGUUCCUCACUUGACAACAUUUAUGGGGUGUAUUGGUAAUGAUAAAUAUGGAGAAAUAAUGAAAAGAAAAAUGAAUUUCUAUGGAAUAAAUACUUUAUAUCAAGUUCAAAAUGAUAUAUCUACUGGCACUUGUGCAGUUCUUGUUGAUAAGGAUAAAAGAUCCUUGUGCGCACAUUUGGGAGCAGCAAAAAAUUUCUCUAAAAAUUUUUUGAACGAAAAUUUGAAGGUCAUGCACCACGCCGAAUAUUUUUACAUAUCGGGAUUUUUUCUGGCAGUGUGCCCCACAUCGAUUUUACAAGUGGCUCAGCAUGCUUUACAACACAACAAACUUUUUAUGAUGAAUCUUUCCGCUAAGUAUCUUUGUGAAUGUUACAAAGAACCUAUGAUGAUGGCUUUUCCUUACAUUGAUAUUCUUUUCGGCAACGAAUCCGAAGUUAGAUCUUUUGCCGUAGAGCACCAUAUCUUGGAAGAAGAUCUGAAAACAGUUGCUUUGAAAAUUAGCCAGUUCCCCAAAAAGAACAAUAACAGAAGUAGAUUGGUAAUAGUGACUCGCGAUAUGAAUCCCACGAUUUUGGCUUCUGAUAAUAUACUUGAAGAAUAUCCGGUAUAUCCUAUUGACCAAAAAAACAUUGUUGACACAAAUGGUGCUGGUGAUGCAUUUGUUGGAGGUUAUUUAUCCCAACUUAUUCAAGGGAAAGGAUAUGAAGAAUGCCUAGACUAUGCUCAUAAGGCUGCCUACAUUAUCAUUCACAGGUCUGGUUGUACUUUUCCAGAAAAUAUGAAAUUCGAUGACGCCCUAGACCAAAUAAAACGCUCAGAAUAAUUGGAUAAUUUAUUUUCACGCCUAUUACCAACAAAAUAAUUAACUAAUGUUAUUUAUCAAAUUUAUAUAUAGUGAAUAAAGUUUUUUAUAACAUUAGUUUAUAUAUAUUUAAAUAAUGGGUUUAAAUGGCUAUUUUUAUAACAAUUAAUAAAAUUCAGGAUUUAUUGUAAUUUUA